Molecule: messenger RNA, 1558 nt
Organism: Erythranthe guttata (spotted monkey flower)
Lineage: Eukaryota; Viridiplantae; Streptophyta; Magnoliopsida; Lamiales; Phrymaceae
Product: F-box protein SKIP23
Molecular function (GO): protein binding
Source: RefSeq, a predicted model, not a curated record
UUUCAACAUAUUUUAUUAUAAUCUUUGAACCCCAAAAAAUAAACAAAUAAAUAAAACAAAGAAGAUAUAGCAAAUGAACCAAACCAUAAGUUAUCUAUUCCGCUCUAUCUUCAACUCUAAUGUCAAACACCACCACCGUUGACUGGUCAGACCUCCCGCCGGAACUCCUCCAGACCGUCGCUACAAACCUCCAAACCCUCUCCGAUUACAUCCGCUUCCGCGCCGUCUGCAAAAACUGGCGCGGCGCCGCUUCUGUAACACGGCGUCACCUCCCGCGCGAAUUCCCAUGGCUGAUGCUACCCUUAAGCCGCCCCUUCAAUCGGCGCGGCUUCUUCAAUCCCCUGACCAGCAACCUCCACCGCCUCACCCUCCCGGAAGCGUCCAACAGCCGCCGCCGCGCCGGAUCCUCCUUCGGCUGGCUGAUUCUCAUCGACGAGUCGCCUUCAAUUUUCCUAAUCAACCCCCUCACCCGCGAUAAAUUUACUCUUCCACCCCUCUCCUCUUUCCCAAACGUCACUAAUUUCGAUUUCUACAGCAUCGGAAGGGAAUAUACUCUCCGAUCCCCGGAAAACAAUCUCUACUAUUGCAGUUUGAGGGAAAUGCGUGAUUCCUUCAUCAAAAAGGUAAUCCUCUCUCACAACCCUAACACCGAACCCGAUUUCUCUGCUUUCGCAAUCCUCAGUCGCCACGAAAACCUCGCCUACUGCAAAAAUGGCCACGAUUCGUGGCAAAUUGUAAACGAAGCUCGAUCGUACAGCGAGGAUGCGAUUUAUUUUAGGGGAGCAUUUUACGCUGUUGAUAAAUUCGGAUCUAUCGCAAUUUGCGAUGUUGUUAGUGGCGAUUCGCCGAUUGUCAAAUUCAUCAACACAGGGCAGCAAAUUAGUGGAGAUAUGCAGUAUUUGGUGGACGCCAUGGGCGAUUUGCUGUUGGUAUCGAGGUACUUGGAUUUCGAAAUUGAUAUGGAGCGUUACUUCGAAGUGUGCAAGACCGUGAAAUUUCGUGUUUUUAAGUUCGAUUGGAAUUCCCAAAAAUGGGAGGGAAUUGAUAGUUUGGAUGAUAAAGUGCUGUUUUUGGGGGGGAAUUCUUCGUUUUCGGUGGUGGCGAGUGAUUAUAAAGGGUGUAAAGGGAAUAGGAUUUAUUUUACGGAUGAUUAUUCGGGUGCGAAUUACGAUAGUAUUGCUGGGGAUUAUGAUGUUGGUGUUUACAAUUUGGCUGAUGGGAGUAUUGAAUCUUUCCCCUGUUAUCCUCGUAAUUCACACUGGCCGAUUUGGAUUACUCCGAGUUUAUGCUAAACAUGAAAACUGAAGAUGGUGAGAGUGAUUACUUGAAUCCUUGGAGUGGAAGAUAUUGAUUGCUUCAAUGUAUACUUUGUCUCGAAUAUAUGUAAAUAACAAAUACUAUAAUAUCUCGAAAAUAAUCUCCGGAACGAAAGCGAUUUUCAGGGCUAAACUACUUGCUUGUGAACUUCUCCAUGUUUACUAUGAAGUUACUUUCUUCAACAAUGUAUUGUAUGACUCUCUUACUUACUUAUUUUUUUUUUUAUUUUAUUUUUAUUUUU